This is a messenger RNA of Culex quinquefasciatus (southern house mosquito), 3960 nucleotides long. RefSeq lists its product as uncharacterized. The record is from RefSeq and is a predicted model, not a curated record. NCBI's taxonomy places the organism in Eukaryota, Metazoa, Arthropoda, Insecta, Diptera, Culicidae. Gene Ontology annotation, molecular function: protein binding. Bases 860 to 3424 code for a protein of 854 amino acids. The transcript has 11 exons.
CGCACCGAGCCGGUCGUUUCGCGCCAAGGCACAGUUUUCGUCGACGUCGCGACGCUUUUCGCGCGAAAAACUCGAAGAAGUGGUGGUAAAGUGGCCGUUAUGAGUUUAUAAAAAAAAAGAUACGGUUUGGGGGGUGGUGUUGGAAAAGUGUGGGAAACUUUACGAGCAAACUAGAACAGGUGCAGGUGUGGGAAGAAGAAGCAAAGGGAGAAGAAUUGUUUGCCGGGAAAUUGCCGAUUGAGGACGAUAGGGUCAGUAUCUUUGCCAAUUUGUGGCGCGCAUACCUUCGUCAUUCAGGCAGAAGCAUCGGCGCCAAAUGGUUCCGAUUAUCGCCGCGUUCCGUCGGACCGGAACAGUCUGGGAAAGGCCGUGGAAGCGAUCGGAGCGUUUAGGUGUAGAGUGCGAAGGACUCCAAGGCGUCCAACCAGAAGGGUGCUGCUGUUCUAGUUGAAGGUGCUGGUUACCUUCAGCCAGGUGUUGUUAGUCGCGUUCACGAACGCGUGUGUUUUUCCUCGUGGGAAGUGACGGUGAUUUGUGCCUCUGAUUGGGGUUGAUUUGUGAAAAAUUGUGUUCAACAAAAGUACAACCAGAGUUAUUACCUGAAAACCAAAUGUGUGAGAAAAAUAUGAUUGGAUUUUCCGAAGGCAUGGCACAACAGCAACCUCACCGUAGGCCGUUGAACGGAUUUUCCUAUGGUGUUUGGCUGUGGAAGGACGAGCACACAGCUCGUAGUGUAAUUAGGUUGUAAAUUGGAUCAAGCUCGUACUCAGAAAGCGGUGGCUUGUUGUACGUGGUUUAAGAAAGUUAUUCGCAAUUAGUACUUGAUUUGCUGAUUGGAUAAAGCUGUUGUCAUUUGAAAAUGGACUCCUCUCCGAUGAAAAACAACCGCAAGGUUCGGUUUUCCCUGCCGGACAACAACAUUCCCGUGGUUCUGCCAAUAUCGUCGUCCUCAACCCAAUCCACAAAGCAGCGCCUUUCCCACGGAACCCUGCAGUACGUCAACGGAACGCUGGUCAGUCAACCGGCGCCACAACUACAACCCGCUGGCACCCCACAACCUCCGCUGGACCUAAAUCGCCAGGUACCGGCCCACCUGAGAGCCCCAAAAGCCAAGGAACCGGGCACGAAGAUUGUGCUGCACUUGAGACCUUCCACCGGAGUUGAGAGAUUCGAAAAUGUGGAAGUUUCGCCGAAACCUGCGGGGAACAACGGUGGAACUGGGCCGUUGGAGAAGGGUGGCAAUGGUAAGAAACAACCCCAGAAGAGCAGCCAUCCGCGGUUGGAACCGAGGUCGUUCAAAAUGCUGCCACAAAUCAAUCCAAAGUUCCCGAGUUCGGAUGAACUGACCAACGGAGGACCGGUUCGGGACGCUUGCCAUCGGCACAAGUCCAGUGAAGAACUCGGCAAGACAACGGACGCAAAUAACAAUGUCCAGCACGUUAAAAAGCAAACGUUGAUGCUGCGGUCACUUUCGAGCGUCGGAGGUCCCAACGGCAGUGCCAAAUCCCUGGCAACCCGGCCACGAGCAAAAUCCGUCGGAAAAAUCAACGCCCCCAGAGGGACCAAAACCCUAAUCUCCCCGCACCUCCAAACCCACGACAGUGACAUCACAAUCAAAGUGCUGGAAAGUUCCCCGGCCCGGCGACCCUACCCGUCAUCCUCCUCGGAACUGACCAGCGGCGAUCUGCGCCGGUACAGUGAACCGAUAGACUCGAGCAGCAUGAUGGCGGCGGCGUCCGCAAAACCAGUUCAAAAGUUUCAGUUUGCCAAGUGUAACUUCCUAACGGUGCCAGAGUUCAGCGAUCGGUUCGAAGGCAUGGAAACGGUUGUUUCCACGUCCGGUCCGACCGUCGAAGGUGGUCCCGACGAGGACCUGGAAGAGGACGACGACGAGGAGGAGGAGGACGAAGAGGAGCAGGAGCAGGGUGGUGGCGAUGAAAAUGGUGACGUGGGCCAGGACCAGGAGGAGAACAAGAGUCGGGUAAAUGGCGGCCGGGAAAAUCGAAUCAACGGCAACGGAGGUGGUGGCGUGAACGCGAUCGAAGCGGUGAAAACGGGUCGAAAGGGGUUGAAGAGGAAUGGAAGUGUUGACACCGACGCGUCGACCUCGUCAUCGUCGACAUCGGCGGCGGCGAAAGCUCCGUCCCAUCAUCGACUCGACGACGCCGGCUUCAAGUGCAUCCAGGACACGAACCUCGGCCGAGACAAAAACUCGCUCCAAUUCUGGGACUUUGUCGAGCGGUGGCGGGCAAACCGAGCGCUGAAAAAGCUGAACGCCGACAAUUUCCUCAACGGCUGCGGCGGCUCGGCCAAUGGCUCAGUUCAAUCGGGUAGCUCGGGCCGUGCGGACGUGCGAAGCCCCACCCUCAGCUCCCGGAUCCGCGCGCUCAGGAUGAGCAUGGAGCAGGUUCCGACGGUGACGACGCUGCUGCGGGCCUCCCGCGACGCCAACGAGUACCUGCUGAAGGAGGUGUUCCGGGACAUCCUCGAGAAUGGCAUCUCGCGCGAGAAUCUCAACUCGACGGAUCGCAGCGGACGGACGGCCAUUUCGUACAUCUGUUCGACCAACUUGACAAACUUUUUGGAGCUGUUCCUCCAGCUGCCCGGAAUCGACGUAAACAAGCCGGACAACGAGGGCAACUCCCCGCUCCACUUUGCGGCACAGGCUGGCUUAUCCGACAUCGUCAACAUGCUAAUCACCAAGUGUCGCAGUUUGGUCAUCGACCCGAAGAACAAUCUCGGCUUCACACCCCUGAUGAAGGCUGCCCUGCAGGGCCGAACUCGGUGCGCCAAGCUGCUGCUGUUUGCUGGGGCAUCGCCGGUCGAGACCGACACGGGUCGGGGCUUUAGGGCGGAGCAGUGGGCCCGAUUCUGUGGCAGACACACGUGCGCCGAAACGAUAGAGCAGUGCGCCCGGGCUCGGCUGCUGGACAAGAGCGCCCCCUGUGGCAAGUGGUCCCACGACAUCAAUCUGCCCGGGGAUAAGGGCUCGGCGACCACUCUGAAGGCUACGCGGAGCAGCAGCAUCGCCGUGACAUCCAGCACCACCAAUCAGAACGGACUACGCUCCAAGUUCCGCAAAGUAUUUCCCUUCAAUUUCUCCACCAAGGACAAACAAGUCGCCGCGUCGAAGGAGGGCGUGGACGAAAACUACACCAAGGACCUGGUGAACUAUCUGAAAUCGGCCACGAUCUGCGUAAGUGGACCGGCGCUGUCCGCCAACCGGAAGAUCAUUCAGAGCCUUAUCCGACCACUAGAAGUGCCAAAACUAGAAGUGACCUACGCCCACAAUAAUGCACUGAUCAAGAAGUACGAGGCGUCGCCCGAAGCCGGAAGUGCACCAAGCGAUGACCCCUUGGACGAGCACGAGUCAGUAGCGCCGACGGUGGCGCCACCACCGCUGCCACCGCGGGCCAAGGUCUAAUGAGCGCGUGUGUACGUGACUGUAUGUGUCUGUGUGUAUGCAAAUGAUGUGUGACUUCCGUGUGAGUGUGGCGAAAAAUCAAACACCAACAACUUCCGGCACACCGCCAUCGCAGGAUGAACGAGGUCAAAGUCGCGGUUUAAAACAAUAACAAGUGCAUCGUGAAGGAAAUCUCUCGUUGAGUUAUGUAUGUUUGUAAUCGUUAUCUUUACAAGAAAAAAAAAAACAAAUUCUAGUUGGUACCAUCAAGUGCAUUGAAAUGAUAAGAAUAAUGUUAGUCUAAUUAGAUGUGGAAAACAAACAAACACUUAGCCGAAGACUACUUUCUAAACUAAUUUGUCAAAAAUCUCUCUCUUUGUGUACAAAAAUUCAUCAUUCUGCUCGGCAGUAGCUGUUUGACUUUAAGAGGCCAGUGUGCUAAACAGUGCUCUUUUUUAUAUACUACAUGAUAUCUUCUAUGUAAUUUACCUAGGAUUAAUGUUAAAAUGUGAAAUAAACAGCAUCAAUACCAAUUGAUUUAAGUAUAAAUUAGUAAA